This is a messenger RNA of Alnus glutinosa, 1801 nucleotides long. Its product is annotated as elongation factor Tu, chloroplastic. Gene Ontology annotation, biological process: mitochondrial translational elongation. Gene Ontology annotation, molecular function: GTP binding; GTPase activity; translation elongation factor activity. Bases 120 to 1574 code for a protein of 484 amino acids. Gene Ontology annotation, cellular component: mitochondrion. The transcript has a single exon. The record is from RefSeq and is a predicted model, not a curated record. Lineage: Eukaryota; Viridiplantae; Streptophyta; Magnoliopsida; Fagales; Betulaceae.
AUUAGAGAUGAUAUGCGGCCCUCUUUCGUCUUCCAAUAGAUAACACUCCCCCCCCGGCUCCCUUCUUCACUCUUCUCCCCCAAAAUCCCAAACCCACCACUCUCCCAAAACAACAACCAAUGGCAAUCUCGUCGGCGGCAACGGCCUCAGCCUCCACAAAGCUCACCUACCCAUAUGCCUCCCCACCUUCCCCCGCCCCCUCCUUCACUUUCUACCAAAAACCCAUUUCCAAAACAACCACAAAAUCCCACCUGUCAUCCUCUUUCCUCCUCAGCCCCUCCACCAUCCUCCACCCCACAACGCGCCACCACCCCCAGCGCCGCGGCGGCUCGAUCACCGUGAGAGCCGCGCGCGGCAAGUUCGAGCGCAAGAAGCCUCACGUCAACAUCGGCACCAUCGGCCACGUCGACCACGGCAAGACCACCCUCACCGCCGCGCUCACCAUGGCCUUGGCCGGAAUGGGUAACAGCGCACCCAAGAAGUACGACGAGAUCGACGCCGCGCCGGAGGAACGCGCCCGUGGGAUCACCAUCAACACCGCGACGGUCGAGUACGAGACCGAGAACCGCCACUACGCGCACGUGGACUGCCCCGGCCACGCUGACUACGUGAAGAACAUGAUCACCGGAGCCGCCCAGAUGGACGGCGCGAUCCUCGUCGUCUCCGGCGCCGACGGGCCGAUGCCGCAGACCAAGGAGCACAUACUGUUGGCCAAGCAAGUGGGUGUGCCCAACAUGGUCGUGUUCCUGAACAAACAGGACCAGGUCGACGACGAGGAGCUCUUGCAGCUCGUGGAAUUGGAGGUGCGUGAGUUGCUUUCCUCGUAUGAGUUCCCAGGUGACGAUGUGCCUAUUACUUCUGGUUCCGCUUUGUUAGCUUUAGAGGCUUUGAUGGCUAAUCCUAGUCUUAAACGUGGUGACAACCAAUGGGUAGAUAAGAUUUAUGAGCUUAUGGAUUCUGUGGAUAGUUACAUACCAAUCCCACAAAGACAAACUGAUCUCCCAUUUUUGCUUGCUAUUGAGGAUGUGUUUUCGAUCACCGGUCGUGGGACCGUUGCCACUGGCCGUGUUGAAAGGGGUACCGUUAAGGUUGGAGAAACAGUGGACAUUGUGGGUUUGAAGGAUACUAGGAGCACCACUGUGACUGGGGUGGAGAUGUUUCAGAAGAUUCUUGAUGAUGCUAUGGCUGGGGACAAUGUGGGGUUGUUGCUUAGAGGUAUUCAGAAGGCUGAUAUACAGAGAGGGAUGGUUUUGGCGAAGCCGGGCACAAUUACCCCUCAUACGAAGUUCUCUGCGAUUGUUUAUGUGUUGAAGAAGGAGGAGGGUGGUAGGCAUUCGCCCUUUUUCUCAGGGUAUAGGCCGCAGUUCUACAUGAGGACUACGGAUGUGACGGGCAGGGUGGCUUCGAUUAUGAACGAUAAGGAUGAGGAGUCUAAGAUGGUCAUGCCCGGUGACCGUGUGAAGAUGAUUGUUGAACUCAUUAUGCCUGUGGCUUGUGAGCAAGGGAUGAGGUUUGCUAUCAGAGAAGGAGGGAAAACUGUUGGAGCUGGUGUUAUUCAGUCCAUCAUUGAGUGAUACUAAUAAGCUUUGGCAUCCUUGGUAGGAAAUGCUUUUCACUUUUUUGAGGAGUGGCAAAAUGACGUCUGUUCUCAUAUUUAUGCAAUUACUUUUGCCAUUUUGCGCAACUUUGAUCUAUCCAAUGUUAUAUAUCUUGUAGUUUGUACUUCUUUUACUUUGCGCUGAUGUCUAGCUUAGUUGGAUAAUAUUUUUUUGAUGAAUCAAUGUUACUUUCACUCUCUCUA